Diaporthe amygdali is the source of this 903-nucleotide messenger RNA. RefSeq lists its product as uncharacterized. NCBI's taxonomy places the organism in Eukaryota, Fungi, Ascomycota, Sordariomycetes, Diaporthales, Diaporthaceae. The coding region runs from base 1 to 903 and encodes 300 amino acids. The transcript has 2 exons. The record is from RefSeq and is a predicted model, not a curated record.
AUGUCUUCACUCUGGGCGCAGUUUUGGGCAGCCAGGCACCCUCCCGCAGAUCCUGUCCAUCUUUCGUAUAAGGACAAAGCCGUAUUGGUCACAGGUGCAAACUCUGGCUUGGGCCAUGAAGCAGCUGUGAAAUACGCUGCUUUGGGCGCCAACCCUCUCAUACUUGUUGUGCGAACUCAGGAAAAGGGCGAACAGGCGCAGGCGGAUAUCUUUCGUCGCACGAAGUGCUCUCCCGAAAUUUUCAUCAUCGAGACCGUGGACUUUGCCGAAUUCGCAUCGGUCAAAGCCCUGGGCGACCGUCUCGCAGCACACCCUCGAGUGCAACAGCUCCACGUUGCCCAGCUUGCCGCAGGUGUUGCCCAAUGGCAGUAUGAAAUUAGCCCCGAGGGCUACGAGGUGACUUUGGCGGUGAAUGUGCUCUCACAAGCACUUCUUGCCAUUCUUCUGCAGCCGAGGAUGCGCGCAGCUGCAACAACGGCCACUCCUGAUGGGUUCGUGCCUCACCUGUCGUUCUUGCAUAGCAUCGCCGGGUUUGAGGUUACGGCAGACUGGCUUCCAGCUUGGCAGUCAAUAAUUCAGCACUUAAACGAUCGAGGGAAAUGGGACCCUACUAAACAGUACUUCCUCGCCAAAUUCGCGCUCUGGGGCGUGAUAGAAGGUCUGAUCGAGCGAUACCAUGAAGAUGAAGCAUGCCGCAACAUCGUUAUCAAUGCUUCAUGCCCCUCGGGCUGCAAGACAAACAUGGGCCGCAAUUUUCCCUCCUUUGUGAAGCCUAUACUGGCAUUGCAACAUUUCAUCUGUGGUCGGACAGCUGAACAAGGGGCUCGCUCUCUCGUCGGUGCCACAGCACUGGGUUCUGAGAGCAAUGGUAAACUCUGGAGAAACGACAAGCUUUACCCGUAA